AUUGUCAUAUUGUAAUUAUCAAGCUGCACGUAAACCACUAAAUAAUAUGUCGUUUUACAUUGCAAAAACAGGAAAUUAAAAUGGGAAAUCUCCUUAAGUGAUUGACUGGAAUAUUAUCAGACGAUAUAUGAAAAACCGGGAUCUAAAUAGACCAGGUAAAGUUGCAAUGGUGCUUAGGAAAAGGUGACAUUUUGAGUAAUUUUUCAAUUUAAUUUAAUUACAUGGGUUGCGCUGCUUCGGGCGUUAGCCGAACGAUAAUGUUAUUUAAUAAAAGCGCACAUAAUUCACAAGAUGCCAGGGCCAUAUUGGAAAGAAAAUUGUAUAUAGCUAAGGAAUCUCCUGAACCUGAUUUUGAUUUAUCAGGAUGUAGUCUUCGACAGCUGCCCUCUGGAAUAUUUUCAAUAUGCAAAGUAUUUCGAAAAGACUAUCUUUAUUUACAAAAUAAUCGGCUGAAAUCCUUACAUGAAGGAGGUCAACUUUCAGAUUUGUAUUUGAUCAAAACUUUAAAUAUAAGCUACAACUGUUUUACUCAUUUACCAAAGAACAUUCGUUUUCUUUCAAGUCUUACUGAACUUCAUCUAAACAAUAAUCUAUUUGAGCAAAUACCAGAUGAAAUUAAAUUUCUAGUAGCACUUAAAGUAUUAGAUUUAUCAGCGAAUAAACUCAAAGUGUUAAAUCCUAGUCUUGGCAAUUUAAAGUCAUUAAGGAAACUGAACAUUACUGAAAAUAAAGAUUUGAAAGAAAUAUGUGUAGAGCUUUGCCAUGCCUCAAAUUUGAUAUCAAUUGAAUUGGAUUACAAUCAAUAUGUUAUGCCUCCUGCUACAGUAGCUAUAAAAGGCACAGAAGAGAUAAUGAAGUUUCUUUGUAAGGAAGCAAAUGUUGACUAUAUCCCACCAUUACCUCCAGAAACAGAGGUUUCAACAGUAGGUGGCCCUAACAAAAUACUUGACCCUUUUACAAAACAAAAAAUAACAUGGGAGGAACAAGAAGAAGCUAUGAAAAACAGUGAAAAGAAAAUCCAAAUAGCUAAUCAACAGCAAAGAGAAAAAGUUUUGUCAAAUCUUCUAAAAGAUCAGAUUAGUUUAGACAUAGAAAUUGCAAGAGUUCAAGAGUAUAGAGAAAUAGAAAAACAGAAACUCAUUCAGACAAUACAAAAAGAAGAAAAAGACAUUGAAUGUUUAAUAAAUAAUUUUGUGGCAUAUGAUAGAUGUAAACCUGAAGUCAUUCAACAGCAACAUGCUCAUGAACAGUUGGAACAUGAUCGAUUAUUGGAAAUAACUAGACAAAAUUAUGAUAAUAUCAAAAAAUGUGAUAUUUUAAAAGCAAUGGAAAAUCUUUUAGAAGAUAACUAUUCCAUGAUUAAACAUAAGAUGUUUUAUAAGGAUAAUUUAAAUAAUGUUAAACAAAGUCUUUUAAAUCAGGAGACUGAGAUUGAUGGGAAAUUAGCUGAGUUGUUAAGUGCAAAGGACCACUCUAGGGAAGCCCUUGUGCAGCAGCUUUUGGAAGAUCAAGAUGUACAAAAGGCAAUGGUAUCUUCUUUGCUUGAUCAAGUAGAUGCAAGGAGUUGGAGUCUGAAUCAAGAAAUAUCUUUUAUUUCAUCCCAUUUAGCAAAAUUGAGUGUUAUUGAACAAGAAAAGAAAAAAAUGCAUGUAAUGUACAACUACAAUGAACUUCUUAAUCAAAGAAUACAACUAGUUCAUUUGCUAGAUGAUCUGUUUGACCAAAGAAAUAAAAGAAGGAAACAGUUACUGGAAACUUUGAAUGAGGCUGAAAAUGAAAGUGAUUAUAAAGCAGAUUUUUGGCUGAGGAGUUAUCAGAAACUAUUGGAUACUGCCCCAAGAUCUUUGCUCAGCGCUGGUAAGACAUUGGAUCCAGUUUUGGCUAACUACCUAUUACAAGAGGGUGUAAUUCAUUGUCUACCAUUUCUGGUGCGAUUCAUAUUUUCUAAUAAGUCUUUAUUAAAUAUUAACCAAGAAGAUUUGCUGAAGUGUGGUGUAUCAUUGACUACAGAUCGUGAGAAUAUACUAAAAGCCAUACAACUUUAUUCCGAUUUUAAAAAUGAAAACUGCAAUAUGCCCCAAACAGUAGCAGGGGCAAGUGCUCCCCCUGCUGAUGAGGAUACUCAUUUGGGGGUUCUUGAUUCGGAUGAAAGUUUGAAUGAUGAUGGUGAGUGUGUUAUUUGCAUGGAAAAUAAAUCCCAAGUUGUAUUUGUGCCUUGUGGUCAUAUGUGUUGCUGUGAGAUAUGUUCUCAUAAAGAUAUAAGUACAUGUCCAAUGUGCAGAACGCAUAUAGAGAGAAUUAUUAAAGUUGUUGUGUCAUAGGUCAUUCAUAAUGAUAUAUUUUCUCAUGGAUAUUGCAUUCUAAGUUCUAUUUACCAUAUAUUUAAGUUUUAUACUUGCUAUACAAAAUUUUUAUUGUUUUAUUUAAGAUUUCUGUUUAUAUGAAUUAUAAAAGUUAUUUUAUGAAAUUUUAUAUAUGGAUGUGAUUACAUAGUCCCUAUGAAAACAUACGACAAAAUUAUCUCAGAUUUCUAAGUCAUUUGUUAAAUUUAUAUUUAUUGUUACUAAUCAUGAAUAAAAAUAUAAUGUUCUCAAUAAGAGAUGAUAAUGAUUUACAAAAAUAUAUGUUAAAGGCUGAAAAUUAUACUAUACCAAGGUUUUCACUUUAAUAAACAAGAAGGAUUUGAAGUUGUAUAAAAUUCAUGUUCUAUAUAAAUUAAUUUUUUUAAAAGAAUGUCAGUAUUAAACAUAAAUUUCUGUAAAUCAAGAAACAUUCUGAUGUAAUAAUUUAUGUACUCUUAAUUUGUAAGUGAAACUUUCUAUUUGUUUUUUUUUGUGAAAAGCGCUACAUUACAAGUGACCUGGUGAUAAGCAGAUUUAUAAUAACUUUAAUCAUAAAUAAUUUAUUCUCUUUAACAAUUGUCAAUUGUCCUAUUUAAAUUGUUUGCUUCUUUAUUACCUAAUUUAUUUAAAGGAAUAAAGUCCUUACGAUAUUGUUACAUAAUUGAGUAUAAAUUCAUUACAUUUUUCUUAUUUUAAAAUCAUUUAAAUAUAGUACUGUGAUUUAGUUAAGGUUAAUAUUCACAUGCACAAUUUUGAUAUAUACAUACAUAGGUACAUUUUAUCCUUAAACUAAGUACAUUUAUGAAUUGAUAAUAAUAUUGUAAUUGUAAACUGUAUGCAAGCUAAACUAUAAAUACAUAAGUAUAAGGUGACAGUUGCACUGCCUUCAAAUUCUAUUUUUGUGAUUACUAAUUGUGUGAAAUACAUAUAAUUAUUGAACUUUAUUAUUCAGGAAACACAUGAGGCUUAAUAAAACAUGCCAUAAUUGUGCUCAAUUAAAUAAUAAGUAAGCACUGGUAUUUUUGUCGAAUGUAAUAAAAAAUUGCAAAACAAAAAAAACAUUUCUUCAUUAAUAACUGGGUUGUAUGGUGUGUGUGUCUUUCUAAAUCUGUUCUGUAUAUCACUGUUCAAAAUAAUUAUCUUUCUUGGUUUUCAAUAUUAUAUUGAAUAAAUUAUUUAAUGCACAAAUGUCGUUUUGUAAAUUUUAUUUCAACUUCACUCCUGAUAAAACGCAAUUUAAAUAAGUAAUAUAGAGCUUUAGAUUAUAUUCUAAGA
Zerene cesonia (dogface butterfly) is the source of this 3617-nucleotide messenger RNA. Its product is annotated as E3 ubiquitin-protein ligase LRSAM1-like. The record is from RefSeq and is a predicted model, not a curated record. NCBI's taxonomy places the organism in Eukaryota, Metazoa, Arthropoda, Insecta, Lepidoptera, Pieridae. Gene Ontology annotation, molecular function: protein binding. The transcript has a single exon. Bases 222 to 2321 code for a protein of 699 amino acids.